AAUGAGGUGGCAAUGCUUCUCAAGCCAAUAUCGGAGAAGAUUCAGGAAAUCCAGAACUUCAGAGAAAGGAACAGAGGAAGUGAAAUGUUCAACCACCUCUCAGCCGUCAGUGAAAGCAUACCUGCCCUUGGGUGGAUAGCAGUGUCUCCUAAACCAGGCCCUUAUGUCAAGGAGAUGAAUGAUGCUGCUACCUUUUAUACUAACAGGGUAUUAAAGGACUACAAGCACAGUGAUGAGCGCCAUGUUGAUUGGGUGAAGUCAUAUUUGAACAUCUGGUCUGAGCUUCAAGCUUAUAUCAAAGAGCAUCAUACCACAGGUCUCACCUGGAGUAAAACUGGUCCUGUUGCAUCACCUAUGUCCAUGCGAUCUGUCCUAACCAGCGGGUCCUGCCUCUCCCCACCACCGCCGCCACCGCCACCACCUGGACCUCCCCCCAUCUUUGAGACAGAAACCAUAAAGGAUGAAGGAACUGCAUCUCGCUCAGCCCUAUUUGCACAGCUUAACCAGGGAGAGGCAAUUACCAAAGGGCUUCGACACGUCUCUGAUGACCAGAAGACUCACAAGAACCCCAGCCUACGUGCCCAGUGUCCGGCUGUCCGUUCCCCGACAAAAAGCCAUACUCCAAGUCCUACCUCUCCCAAGAAUUCCCCGCAGCAGAGCCAUGCCCCUGUCCUGGAACUGGAGGGGAAGAAGUGGAGAGUGGAAUAUCAAGAGGAUAAGAAUGACCUGGUCAUUAACAACACUGAACUCAAGCAAGUGGCCUACAUUUUUAAGUGUAACAAGUCUACACUUCAGAUAAAAGGAAAAAUCAAUUCAAUUACUAUUGACAACUGUAAAAAGUUUGGCCUUGUGUUUGACAACGUUGUGGGAAUCGUGGAAGUGAUCAAUUCCAGGGAUAUUCAGAUUCAGGUGAUGGGGAAAGUGCCAACCAUUUCUAUUAACAAAACAGAAGGCUGCCACAUCUACUUCAGUGAGGAAUCAUUAGAUUGUGAGAUUGUGAGUGCCAAAUCAUCCGAGAUGAACAUCCUCAUCCCCCAAGAUGGUGAUUAUAAAGAAUUUCCGGUUCCUGAACAGUUCAAGACAGCAUGGGAUGGAUCUAAGUUGGUCACUGAACCUGCAGAGAUUGUGGGUUAACUUCCUAAUGCCAUACAGCACUUGCUGACUGUGACCAGCCCGCGGCCAGCGUAAACAGCGCAGUAAUGUAAAGAACUAGAAGUAGCAGUGGUCGAUACUGCUGUGAUAGGCCUUCAAGCAUUAGCUCUGCAUGCUAGAAACAAUUACACAUCUGGCACGCUUUUGUUAGGCAUCCCCGUAUUUUUCACGUUUCCACAGUUUGCCUUCACAUACAGUUUUAAUUCUGAACGAUGUCAUGUGAAUGUAAUGGAUUAAAACCCCCACCCUGCAGUCACAGCAUUGGUUUGAAAUACUGUAUACAUUAAGCCAAAAUACUGCAUGAUAUACUUUGUUAUCAUCUUGCUUCAGUGCAUUCCUUUUUCUGUUUCUGCUAAUCAAAAACAGCAUUAAGGCUUUAAGAUGUUUAUUUUUACCUGUGAAGCAAGUCCCGUAUGAUGCAGUAAAAAUGUACCCCUAGAAAGUAUGCAGUUCCUUGUAGUUCUGUGGCAAUCAUGAUGGGGUUUGUUUUAAACAAGCAAAAAA
Mesitornis unicolor (brown roatelo) is the source of this 1656-nucleotide messenger RNA. RefSeq names its product CAP, adenylate cyclase-associated protein, 2 (yeast) (gene CAP2). Gene Ontology annotation, biological process: cytoskeleton organization; regulation of adenylate cyclase activity; cell morphogenesis. The record is from RefSeq and is a predicted model, not a curated record. The transcript is spliced from 9 exons. Gene Ontology annotation, molecular function: actin binding; adenylate cyclase binding. NCBI's taxonomy places the organism in Eukaryota, Metazoa, Chordata, Aves, Mesitornithiformes, Mesitornithidae. Gene Ontology annotation, cellular component: cytoplasm. The annotation marks the transcript as partial.